Messenger RNA from Corvus hawaiiensis (hawaiian crow), 597 nucleotides. Its product is annotated as vegetative cell wall protein gp1-like. Lineage: Eukaryota; Metazoa; Chordata; Aves; Passeriformes; Corvidae. The record is from RefSeq and is a predicted model, not a curated record. Bases 1 to 597 code for a protein of 198 amino acids. The transcript has a single exon.
AUGGCCAGGUUGUCUACGCCAUUUCUUGUAGGUGAAAACCACAGUGAUACUUCAAUGCAGCUUGCUUCCUGGCUCGCUCUCGGGCUGAGAAUUAAUUACCGAAUGGCAACAUCUGCAUUAGCGGCUCCUGCAGCCCCAGCUCUCUGCAGGCGGGGUCACACUCGUUCCCCACCAGAUGUAGGACCGCUCGGAGGACUUGCCUGCUGGCCACCUGUCUCGGAUCCCCGCAGGCUGGAGCUCGGGAAGCCGCGGUGUGCGGUGGGGAGGGCGGCAGGAGCCGACCGCGGGGCGAGCAGGGGCGCCGCGCCUCCGCGCCAGCGGCACCGUGACACCGCCCCGCCGCUCCGCUCCUCUCCGCUGCCGGCCCCGGCCCCGAUCCCCAUCCCCGCACUCGCCCCGGCCCCCGGCCCGCUCCACCUUCCCCCCAGCCCCAGCCCUAGGCCCGGCCCUGAUCCCUGCACUGGCUCCCGCCCCGCUCCGCCCCAGCCCCGGCCCCCAUCCCCGCCGCCGUCCCCCGGCUCCGCAUCUGAGCCAGGCAAGGGAGGACGAUCGGAGUCCUGGAGGCCCGAGGGGCGCAGAGGAAGAAGGAGGAGCUGA